This is a messenger RNA of Kockovaella imperatae, 1039 nucleotides long. RefSeq lists its product as hypothetical. NCBI's taxonomy places the organism in Eukaryota, Fungi, Basidiomycota, Tremellomycetes, Tremellales, Cuniculitremaceae. The transcript has 3 exons. The coding region runs from base 221 to 934 and encodes 237 amino acids. The record is from RefSeq and is a predicted model, not a curated record.
GGGCUACUCGCAAGACCGUUAAGAGGGGCACUGCUCGACUUACAUCCUUCGCUGGCCACUUCGGCGUCUUCGAAUCGACCCGGUAAGAACCAAGUAACGUUCCUAAGACCCGAUUCGAUCGACUGAAUCGCGGAAAGGUUGGAAAGCAAGAGACUCUCAUACUGCUCGACGAGAGAGGAUGGCAUCGUGCUGGUGCACUCGAUGUGUCACCUAGAUAUUGAUGUGGGAUGAAGAGAACCAUACCAUCUGUCCCGGUUAUCUUGAGCAUCUCGAUUUGACCGAUGAUCAACCGAAAUACCAUUUGCUGAAAUUUCUCCAUACCUUUUGCACCUCCCCACCUCUUGAUGAUCAGACGAUUGGGAUCCCGUUCAUCAUGCCAAAGUCGACAGAUAAGGGCAAACAAAAGGCGUCGUCUGGCCCCCCUCAGACCUCAUCGUCCAUUGAUGAAAUCUUCGCUUCAUCCUCUACAUCCUCUCGAGUAUCACCAGGCAAUACGACGGCGGGCAGAGCAUCGAGGACUGUAGAUGCAUCUGGGUCAUCGAAGACAGGUACGAUUUUGACGGGCUCGGAAACGUCAAAGAAGAAGAAGAAGAAGCAGUUGAAGAAGGUUGACGGAAAAGGAGGAGCCGACGGCCAUGGCACUGGCAGUGAAUCGAGCAGUGCCGUCAAGAUGGCUGAGCUGGCAGAUAGCUCAAAGGUUGAGACGGUGGUGGAUCCUUCUUCAGUUGUCAAGGAGGCGAACACGAUGGAGAAGCAAGGGAAGAAGAAACGGAGUCAAGCAGCCACUGAGGAGGAUGAGGUAUUCAGAGAUAGCAGAGGUACCAGGCGUAAAACUGAGGAAGGCUUUCUAAUCUACAAGGAAGCGGAGCUUGGAAUCGAUCCAGAAGCUGGAGGAACACCGCUUUGCCCUUUCGAUUGCGACUGUUGCUUCUAAGUUCUAAAAAAACGACUUUGCAGUCCUGCGCACCGCUGCAUGAUAUGCUUUGUUUCAGCUUCGGCAUAGCCCUUUGCCCACAUAAACCACUCGUCGCCCUACAGG